Molecule: messenger RNA, 453 nt
Organism: Aphanomyces astaci
Lineage: Eukaryota; Oomycota; Saprolegniomycetes; Saprolegniales; Verrucalvaceae
Exons: 2
Coding region: 1-453 (150 amino acids)
Source: RefSeq, a predicted model, not a curated record
AUGGCUUUGCUAUGGAGCCUGAAUCGCGCGGAAGAAUCCGAGGUCAAGGGCAUUCAUGCGCGAGUCCGGUGGAUGGCACUGAAGACGCAUGGACCAACCAUCAGACGUGCACGUCACUACAACCGACUGGUUCCAGGUCGGAACAUGUGGCCGAGCGUUAUCCUGCUGGAUCACAACACUGUGCACUGUGUGUGCGACGUUGAUAGGGCGGAGUUCGAGCGUGGCGGCUGGACGAUUGCGCGCCUCACGAGCUACUGGAAUGACUUACGUGAAGUGCCAGGUCUCAAUUUUGCCGUCGAACCACUCGGAUUUGGCGUCAUCCCGCGGAACAUCACCUGGGUGAUGAAGCGCUUUUUCUGGGUAGCGCGGUGGGGAGGGACUUCGCCGGGCAGUAGGCACACUCACGACUUGAUCUUUGUCGCGUGGAACCAGUUCUCAUCCACGUGGACGUAG